GGAUUUGUAAACGGCAAAUGGUCACGUACACUUCGUACGCCAUUCCGUUACGCAUUUCGAAUACAAUGUCACAAAUACGACUGACGAAUAAUUACACUCGUCACUCGUACAUACAAUUCUAAUGCCCCGUUGCUGAAUUUGUUGUUGUUGAUUUUUUUUUGUCUUCUUAAGUUCAACAUUGCGGUUUUUUUCUCGCUCUUUCAUCGGUCACAAUGACAACGAUUCGCAUUGUGUGUGAGAGUCUGAGCUGGUGGAGCAGCAUAGUCGCUCAAAUUUCCCACCAACAAAUAUAACGCACACCGUUUUGACGGCGACGAAAACAUCGCAUUCGUGCACAAUUACUAUAAAUUCAUAAGACACCGCACCAAUCGAGCACAUUUUCAAAUCACAAUCAACCAUGCUCGGACUGUGUGAAUAUUUAUUCUGAGAUUUUUGUAUUGACAACAUUUGUAUUUUUCGUCAACUUUGUGUGUGGCUUUUUUUUUGUUAGAAAUAUUUUUAGUUGUAAAAUUGUGUAUUUUCGUUUACUUCUGUGGUUAAGUUCAAAAAUUGAUUGAGUGAAAAGGAGAUAGAAAAAAAUAACAAGACAUAAACUGAAUGAGACUAGAAGUGGAAUUAUAUUUAAGUGGACCACGUGGUUUUUGAUAGCACAAGUGUGUUUAUAGUGAAUUAAAUAGUCUGAUACCGGAAUAAUGAUCGGGUUGAAACGAUGGCAACUAAUGGUUUUGCUACUAAUAGCAUCCGUAUUGGUAGUUCGAGGAGGUCAUAAAGAGGAGGAAGAGAAAGGAUUUGAAGAAGAUGGCGGUGAAAAAGAGGAGGGCGAUCAUUUCGAUGACGAAGGCCACAAGGGCGAAAAAGGCUAUCACAAAAAAGAAGAACACGAUGAAGGCAAAAAGGGUCACUUUGAUAAAGAGCACAAAGAACAUCACUUCGACGAGGAACAUGACGAGAAGAAAGGUGGACACGACGAAGAAGAUGAAUAUGGAGACCAUCACGAAGAGAAAAAGGGCUCGAAAGGUGGAAAACAUGGCCAUAAGAAGUACCACAAGAAGGGAUCGAAAACCACGGGAUUCAAAGCGCAUCACAAUAAAGAUGAUUUCCAUAAAGAGAAGAAAUUCUGGGAUUCGGAAGAGAAAAAAGGUGAUCACAAGAAAUAUGGCAGCGAACAUGAGUUCCAUGAAUCUAAAAAGGGCGAACACAAGAAAGGCGAGAAGAAGGGAGAAGGUUAUGAUGAGGGACACGAAGGCAAGAAAGGCCACCAUAAGAAGGGACAUUAUGACGACGAACACAAGGGCCAUAAAGGUAAACAUGGUCAUGAAAAACACCACGAUCACCAUGACAAAUAUGACAAAAAAGGUGGAAAAAAAGGUGGCCACAAGAAGGGAUACGAAUCGAAGAAAGGCGGCCACGAAUAGUCAAUACCCAAUACCAAUUAUCGACAUCAUGUAUCAUAAAAUCAAUGGACUUUUUUUAUUCGAUGCCUACUAUUUGUUCGGUCAUCUGAUUCAAUUGUUCUUUUUGAAAUGUAACAAAUUGUCAUUUAUGCGUGAAUCAAACGCGCUUCAAGCUCUCAAACUAUGGAACUAAUGGAAAAUCAAUAAAAAAAAAAUUGAUUUUGUAAAAAA
This is a messenger RNA of Sitodiplosis mosellana (orange wheat blossom midge), 1625 nucleotides long. RefSeq names its product putative eggshell protein. The record is from RefSeq and is a predicted model, not a curated record. The coding region runs from base 693 to 1415 and encodes 240 amino acids. Lineage: Eukaryota; Metazoa; Arthropoda; Insecta; Diptera; Cecidomyiidae. The transcript is spliced from 6 exons.